AUGGAUUCCACGUUGUGCAUGGACGAGUCUCAAGAUGAACUAGCCAGAUAUCUCAAUAUUUUCGAUCGAGUUGAAGCUUUGACUAAAGCAGGAAUGAAUGGAUCAGUCCCAUUCAAAGAGUCAAUCUCAAGAACGAUGAGCACAAUCAAUCCGACUAAAAGACAGUAUGAGACUUUUCUUAAACGAGAAAUCAAGAAGCGAAGAGUUGAUGUAUAUUUGGUGACAGGGGGGUUUUAUGACCUGGCCUGUUUGACUGCGGAUCUAGUUGGAAUUGAAAAAAGUCACAUUUUCUGCAACACAAUACACUUUGAUAAUACUGGCAAAUAUGUGCAUUUCACCGAUGAGAAGCUAUCAAAUGGAUUGGGAAAAACAGGUAAAGCGGCAGUGAUGGAGCUGUUAAAAAGAACAAAAGGCUACAAAAAUCUCGUGAUGAUCGGCGAUGGAGCAAAUGAUCUCGAAGCAUCACCGCCUGCUGAUGCCUUUAUUGGUUUUGGAGGAAAUAUUAUCCGAGAAAGUAUCAAAAGGCGCGCAGGAUGGUUUGUAAUGGAUUUUGCUACAUUGCAGCAAGCAUUGCGAAGAAUGAGAGAAAUGCCAACGAUAAUCCAUUCAUUUUUCUGUUUAUUUGUUCUCUUGGGAUCGAUAAGGGCAAAAGCUGAGCCAGUCCCAAGAGAGCUCCAAUGUCAUAUUUGGUAUCCCCGUUGUGCUGAGGGAUGGUACUGUGCUCCGGUAUGGGUUUGCUCGGAGAAUUGGUGUCCCACACAAGGGAAAUGUACGCAAUUACCGAAUGAAGCAAACACUUGCGAUUUGACUGUAACAAGGAAAAACCUCUGUGGAUUGAGGCAAUUUUGUGCCAAAGUGAACAAAGGAAACACUGUGGAAGGACGAUGUGUUGAUUAUUUUCCUGGCUUACAGUAUAUGGGUUCGAGACCAAGAAGAGAUGGAACAUGUUAUUUGGGAGGAUUUGAGGGAUAUCAAGGAUCAUCUUCAGAAAACGAGUCUUCCUCUGAUUAUUCACCUGGCCCUUCAAAUCGUUUAAAGGAAAAAGAGGAAGAAGAUGAGAGAAAUGGGAAUAGAAGAAGAUCUCUCCGAUCAUCACAAAUUGGAUCAAUUCACAUAUCAUCUUCCUCAUCUUCAAAAGAAAGUUCCAUUGUUUCUUCACCUCCCGAUAAUGAACAGAGUGAGCCUUCAAGGACAUCUUCCCGGACACAAACCAUCAGGUCAAGCGCAUCACUAAAUCUCUCUCGAGAGAUCUCAUGUGAAAAAGAAGAUCCAUCACAAACAUGGGUGAAAAGUUAUGAAUUACGGAAAUCGAAAAGUUGCAAUGGCCUGAGAGUAAGAAUUCCAAAAAGAGGUGGAUCACCCCCAUUGACAGUUAGAAGAAGAGCUGAACAAGCCGCACAAGCUGCCGCUUCAUCUUUUCAAGCUGCUUUCACUUUGUACAAAUGCAUUCGUCGUCCAUUUCUCCUCAGAAAUCACGUGGCUUUUUUAAGCAAAAACCAAUUGGAUGAUCGAGCACUCGAUUAUGAUUUUACACAAGAGCUGCCACCAAAACUAUUAAAAAGCCCAAAAUCAAUUCGAAAACAAAAGUCGUCAUUUGAACGACGUGAAAGUCUCAAUGAUAUCUGUUAUCUUCUCGGUGAUCGGCAAUGUUUAGAUGAGCUGAAGAAAUUGACUGCCUGCAGAACCUCAACUCCUUUCAACUUUUCAAUUGGAACUUUGGCUCAAAUUUUGAAAAAUGGCGACGAAAUGCCAAUGAGAAGAUGCUCAGGCUAUAUGAGGAAACUAAUGGCUACAAAAAUCUUGCCUAAAAGCGAGCCGAUGAGCGAUCUCGAAUUGCGGGAUAUUUGUGUGAAAUUGAGACAUGUACACGUGCCAGCCCCUCAUAAUGAAAAUCUUGAAGUUCAAUGUUUCCUUUCAUUGGCGACUUUUCCGAUGGGCACAAUGAGUGAACCGAUUCCAAUUGACGGCAUUGCCCCAAUCGAGAAUAAUAUUGUUUUCCGAGAAAAAGAUGGUGUCACAAUUCUCUUGAGAUCCGGAAAUGAAGCAAUCGAUUUUGAGAAACAUCAACUCUCGCUAGCUGCUUUGAUUUUUAAGGUUGAUGAGAAAAGCACUGGAAGAUUCUACUAUGGAGCUCAAGCUGUUUAUGAAGCAAAUCGAGAGCUGAUUGAGCUGAAGACUCAUGAAGUACGCUUGAUCGAACAGGAAACAGUGAAAAAAUUUCUUCCUCGAAAACAUCUCUCCGAAAUAACAGAAGCGGCUGAUUUAAUGGUUGAAGUGGAAAGAAAUCCACAUUUGUACAAGGCAAUUAAAGAAUCUGCACAGAAGAAAUCCAAGCAAAGCGCUCAUUUGAUUGUGAAUUUUAUUGAUUUGGACACAGAAUUCGGAGAUGAUCGAGAAGAAGAAGAACCGAUCAGAGAGAAAUCUCUCACGUCAAAGGGAUGUGUUCCAAGUUGUCCGAUCAUCACAAUGAAACCUGCAACACCAAUGAAACAGACUGAAGAACCACGAAGAUCUUUGAAGAGGGAAAUUCCUGAGACAAGCUCUCCACCUCCAUUGAAAAGAAAUGCUUCUGUUGCAUCAAGUAUGGGAUCGAAUGGGAACAAGAAGAAUUCACAAAAUGGAUCAAAAGAGAAAAAUGAAGAUCAAAAAGCAAUUGAACCAAUGGAAGAGCUAAAAUCAAAGCUUGAUCGAAUGGAUCAUCAUGCAUGGUUGUUUAAGGACAACAGCCUCGCUUUCCUUGAAUAUUUUGAUCCAAUGCUCAAGCCAGGAAUAGAAGGAAGACUCGAGAAUAUCACCAAAAUAAUGAAGUAUGAAUCGAUGGAGGAACUUCAAAAAGAUGCACAAAUUCUAAAAUGGUUGCGAUUUGUGCUGAAUCCCGGAUUUCCCGCGUUGCUCAUUUACGAAUUCUACGCUUGCACCCGGAAAAACGUGAAAGAUCUUCACAAAGUGCUCUUUCAUGGAAGAAAUCAUCCUUUUUUAAAAGAAGAAGAGAUGGAAAGGAUAUUCAAAGAAGGAGUAAGACGAAUGAAAGCUGAUCAUCCAGAGAAAUGUGUGCUCUGUGGUCGAUCCUCACCCAAUCUCUUUUCUCUUCUCCUUCACUACCAUACUUCAUAUCCAAGGUUUUCGAUCAAGAUUCGACUAGAUCCACCAUCUGAUGAGGAAUAUAUACCUGAAGCAAUCUUUCUGGAGGUUUGUUUGGAUGAUAGUCACAGUGAUGAGUGUGUUCUUCCAUCGGAAAGAGAUCUCGAUCAAAACUCGACAAUCAACCGACCACAACGCUUACCCAAAUUUCAUUUAACAAGAGCUCAAACUUCUCACUUCAAAAAGGAACUUCGAAUGGACAACUUGCUUUUCACAACAAUUUCCAGACCGAGAGCUCCUGUCAGAUUCAAUCACACAGUUUACGCGAAUGAGCGUUGGAAUAGCGCUUUUGCAUCAAAUGCCUAUCAAAUUGCUCGUAAAAUGAUGUUCGAAUACUCGAUGAUGUGUCUUUAUGAUUACAUUGAUAUUGAUCCAGAGACACUCCGAUAUAUGGGUCUCUACAAUUUUUUUCGUUGGAGAGUCGGGCCGAAUUUCCAAAAAUCCCCACAUCAUGCUUUGCGUCUUUUCUUUAUUGCAAACUAUCGUGCACUUCUUUCUUUUGGAAUACUUGAUCGAUUUCAUGUUCAUCUAUUGGAGAUCAAGAACUUGAGGCAAAUCACCGAUGAGCAAAUGGAAGAUCUUGAAUAUAUGUUAACAGAGACUGCUGACGAAGAUCCAUCUCUCCAUUUGAAUCCUCUUCAAUGUCCAUUCUCCUAUUAUCGACUUUCGCUAUUGAAGAGAGCUGAUGAAAUCUUUCUUUCCAAUGAAAAGAAAUCAUUUAAAGGCUUAUUGGUACAAGAAGACCCAGAAACGACAAGAGUGAUGAAUAGCUGUGUGAAGGUCAAAGUGAUCCCAUCUCAACUUUCACGAGAAGAUAGAGAGAUCCUUAUUCAAGCUAUUGAUUCCGUUCUUCCAAAAAAUGAUCAACUCUACUUAUUCAAAGCCAACAGUUCAAAGGUGAUAACUGGUGUUUCCUAUGUACCGGAAUCUCUAUUCUCUCAAAAUUUCGUCCUUCAUUAUGGUGUUCUCUUCAAUGCAACAUAUCAUGAUCAAAAUCUUCCAAAACAAGACUUUCAAAUGGAAGAUGUUCCAAUUUUGAAACUUCCCGAGUAUCCAUCAAACAUCAAAAGAGAAUCGAUUGACAAAAGUGAAAUAUUACCCGUAUCAAGAAGAUGUUCAAAGGUUGCUGAAGAAAUAAAGAUUGAAAUGAUCUCGAGAAAUCAAGUGGAGAACUUAUUGCAUAAAGGUUUCACUUUCCCAUGCACUCAUAAAAGGCCUUGUCUUUGUGAGAGUCGAUAUAUCGAUGAUGGAUUUAGGGAAGAGAAUCCAAUAAUCGACUCACCCAUAAAACAACAAGCUCAACGAGUCGCCAACUCGAGUCCAUUCAAACUUUACAAGCAGAGACUU
This is a messenger RNA of Mesorhabditis belari, 4488 nucleotides long. The record is from the annotation of a GenBank genome assembly. Lineage: Eukaryota; Metazoa; Nematoda; Chromadorea; Rhabditida; Rhabditidae.